Effrenium voratum is the source of this 2535-nucleotide messenger RNA. Lineage: Eukaryota; Dinophyceae; Suessiales; Symbiodiniaceae. The record is from the annotation of a GenBank genome assembly.
AUGGUGCAGAACACUGAGAAUGGCGACGGCUCAGGCUUGGAUAAGGGCAGGAGCGCGGUCGAUCAGAAUGUGUUCGGGCGCUUCGCGCAGCCACUGUCGUUGCUAUUCCGGCGGGGGGCGCUCUGGUCGUGCCGCAAGCACUCCAAGACCAGGAUUCAUCAAGAAGCCCUUCAAGCGUGGCAUGACAAAAGCAAAUCAGCCUGCUUGGCCCCGCCUAGGAAGGAUUUUGAGAAGGCUUUGGAAGGCCUGCGCAAGGGCCGCAGCGCGCGCGAUGGCGGAGGAAGCAGCGACCAGGCAACCUUAACUCGCUGGUGCUUGACAGAAGCGUGCCUGCAAGAAGCCCGGUCUGCCUUGCGCACUUGCAAGUCUUUGGUCAUCAUCCGAGAUGAGCGCGCGGGGAAGCUGAUGCUGCGCUUUCGCGCCACCCUUCGGGACAUGUCAGUUCUGACAGGUGUUUUGGGCUUGCAAGAUCUUUCCUGUGGGAAAAAGGCUGCUGACAUUGUGGACGCCACAGCACGCGCUCUUCAGACCUUUGCAACCGAGCAGUUCCAACCACCUCGGGGCUUCCGCGGACGUGGUGGUACCCGUCUGGACGAAAACUUGCUUGCGACCGUUAAGGACCGCUGCGACAUGGUGGUCACGGACUGCGCCCCUAGUGAAAUUCUGGCGCAGCAGUUGGGCAGGGGCCUGCGCAGCGCUGAGGCAGAGGAGCUGCUGUUUCCCAACGCCAAGAUUGUUGGACGGGAUCGCGCUCACGCGUGUCAGCGAGUGCUUUCCCAUCCGUGGGGCGCAUGCAGGGCAGUGCAAUCCUUGCUGGAGGAGACCGUGCUGGGCAAAAACAGCGUGUGCCAGAAAAUCGACCGCAGCCACACCUUCUCUUCCUGGUUUGCGGACGCAGUGGCGCAAAGUGAGCUGAGCCGCGGCAAGACGUUGAGCGCUGCAAAACACAGAUUUUGUUCCUACAGCAAACCCUUGGGCCGCAUUGUUCUCCACUUGGAUAGCAUGAUCGCAGUCCUGAACCGCGUAGCCUCAUCUUGCGGAGAUGACGCGCGGUGGGCCCCGGAGUGGAUGGCGUCCAUCAACCCUGAGCGCGCCAUCCUUCUUGGCAUGUGUGCCGACUUAGCAGAUUCCUGCAUGCAGCUCACAAGGUAUUUUGACGAUGAAUCCUUGGACAUUGCCCGCAUCAACGAGGAGGCUCUCUUCAGCGAAGGGCAGUGCUUUCACGUGCACGGCUUCACCAAGCACUGCCUGGACAUCUUGCAGCAGAACAGGCUGGUAAUGUUCUUUGACGGUCGCGCGCGGGCUUUGGGCGGAUCGGCGGACGGCUUGGCGGCUGCGAAGCGGGCAGCGCUGCGGAAGAUGCAGGCUUGCGUGGAGCUUUGCAAAGAGGCGGUGCGUGCAGAGUUUCCAAGCUUUCAUGCCAUCAUGGCGUUUAAGGUGUUCAGCGUCUCCGAAGGGGCCGCAACCAGCCAUUCAGUUUCUGCCAAUUUGACGAAGCUCGCGAAGCUAUUCAAAGUAGACCCAGUGGCUCUGGAGGAGGUACUUUCAGCGUACUUAUGCUGGACGACAUCUUCAUCUGGCGUCGAGCAGACGUUCUCCAAGGUGGAGCGAUGCCACUUACACCGUGGCAACGGUCAAAAUGAUGCCUUCCGAAGAGCAGUCGUGGGCUUGACGUCGGCUGACCCAGACAGCAAAGUUGUUCAUGGCGAUGAGGCCGUGAUCUCGUCUGCGCGGGCGCUGUUCAGUGCUGGAAGGUCUCGGCAGACAAGAAACAACGCUGCUGGGCGCAAGCAGCGGCUCGACAAAGGCACAGGGAAGUUCAAAGUCAAGGCGUCCGCAGCGGCAACCCCCCGUGGUGGUACCCGGCGGCGCCGAGCAGAGCUUGACGCAGUCAUCAGCACGCCGCAGCCCAAGUCGCAAUCGCAGAAUCAGAGCAACGCCGAGUGGACUCCUGACAUGGAGAAAGAAAAGAAACGCCUAGGCAAAGUCUCUGAACAACUUCGAGUUGAGGCGCAUGGCGACGGCUAUUUGUUGGACGAAGAGAAGCCUUCUGAGCAAAACGUCGUGGCCCAAGCAAGGCGCGACGCCACGAACGAUCGGAAGCGAAAGCGGGAGGAGACCAACAGGGCAAACCUGUGGCACAUGGCGCAAGAAAAGAAAGACUUUGCUUUCUUCAGCGGCCUUGUUACGGGCGCAGAUGUUUGGAUCCCGCAGCCGACCUUGCAGGAGCGCCACAAACUCAUCAGCUGGGGAGCACAUCGCGUUAGCAGCGAACUAGAGGGCUGCAGCGUCUUCGUUGUCAACCAUGAGGACCCUGAGCCACGUGCUCGCUGGCACGCCCUGCUCAAGGGCAAGACACUUCUGAGCCGAGCAGUCUUUCUUGCGGAGCGGGGUCAGGCCCGCACAUUCUGCGUUUCAUAUGUUUGCGAGUCACCUGGCACCAAGUGGCUGCAGUGCGCUGACAAGAAUGCAGCUCAAGUCGUUUUGUGCCAGCUUGUCGAGGCCGCCGACAUGUGUGCACAGCUGAAGGUCUAA